This is a messenger RNA of Calypte anna (Anna's hummingbird), 834 nucleotides long. It is a transcript of the gene CLDN19, whose product is annotated as claudin 19. The coding region runs from base 1 to 672 and encodes 223 amino acids. Lineage: Eukaryota; Metazoa; Chordata; Aves; Apodiformes; Trochilidae. The record is from RefSeq and is a predicted model, not a curated record. Gene Ontology annotation, molecular function: structural molecule activity. Gene Ontology annotation, cellular component: bicellular tight junction; plasma membrane. Gene Ontology annotation, biological process: bicellular tight junction assembly; cell adhesion. The transcript is spliced from 5 exons.
AUGGGCGGCGGGGUGCGGGAGCUGGCGGGGUACGUGGCGGGGCUGGGCGGGUGGGUGUCGGCGCUGGCCGCGGCCGUGCUGCCGCAGUGGAGGCAAAGCUCGUACGCGGGGGAUGCCAUCAUCACGGCCGUGGGACUCCACGAGGGACUGUGGAUGAGCUGCGCUGCACAGAGUACCGGGCAGGUCCAGUGUCGCCUGCACGACUCGCUCCUCUCCCUCGACGUUCACAUCCAGACCUCCCGGGCUCUCAUGGUGAUUUCUCUGCUCCUGGGCUUCUUUGGUAUCAUUGUCAGCGUGGUGGGCAUGAAAUGCACCAAAGUUGGUGAGGAGGAUCCUGUUACCAAGAGCCGCAUCGCUGUUGCUGGUGGGAUCCUCUUCGUCCUCUGUGGUCUGUGCACAUUGGCUGCCGUGUCCUUGUAUGCAACACAGGUGACUUACGAGUUCUUCAGAGAGAGCACUGUCCCCAUCAACGCCAGGUAUGAAUUUGGCUCAGCUCUCUUUAUUGGCUGGGGGGCUGCCAGCCUCACCAUGCUGGGGGGGGCCCUCCUGUGCUGCUCCUGCCCCACCAAGGACCGACAAGGCCACCAGUACUACCAGCAGUCACAGCCCCCCACGGCUCGGGAACCCCCUGUAAAAAUCUCUUCACCCAUCAGGGGAGAGCAGUGCUUUUAGUCUGGCUUCCCCCAACUGGUGCUUGGGUGGCUGAACCCAACGGCUGGGCUUCCCCUCCCAAAAAACACACACCAAAAGCUACUGCAGUGAGGAUUGAAAAGGAAAACUCAUGCUUUAAAAAAAAAAAAAAGAAUCAAUCAAUCCAUCCAAAAGGUAUUUUUU